Molecule: messenger RNA, 4705 nt
Organism: Daphnia magna
Lineage: Eukaryota; Metazoa; Arthropoda; Branchiopoda; Diplostraca; Daphniidae
Product: ATP-dependent translocase ABCB1
Biological process (GO): transmembrane transport
Cellular component (GO): membrane
Molecular function (GO): ABC-type transporter activity; ATP binding; ATP hydrolysis activity
Source: RefSeq, a predicted model, not a curated record
CAAGAAAUUUUAAAAACUGUUGAAAAAUGUUCACUUUUCCCGGCCUCGCAGAGCUCACACAUUUUAAUCUUGGCAAACGAUAGGUUCCUUGGGUUGCGCGAUCUGGAAAGGGAACCAAAAGAUGUCGGUGAGCCCUAUAUAAAAAAUAGAUGGACCUGAGGCUCCCAACGUAGAAGUGUCUAGUUUGAUUCAAAAUCAAGAACAAGUAGAGCAGAUUCAUCAGUAGCUAGCAACAAAAGGAAACUCGCCAGGGUUCCCUUCGGCGCGACGGUUACUGGCUUAUCUGUUCACAAACAUUAGUCCUAUAAAAACUGUUGGAUGGCAACAAAACAAAUUUAUUCCAAGACUAAAGUGGGCCCGAGUGACCAACAUCAGCCAGUCUGCGAAGAGGUGGGCAACCGUCAAACGGCAGCCUUACACAUUUGUCUGUGUGGUUACGUUGCUAUUGGUAACAUUACGUACGUCAGACAACCCUCUAUAGGACAACCGUUUUCGUGACAGGUUACAAGAAGACUUGAAUAUGGCGCCGAAAUUGGAUCUCGACGAUUUAAAAGGUCAACUCAAUGAGGCUUACAUCGCUGACGAUGAUUUUGCAAAAAAGAAAGAAGAAGACACGUCUAGCAGCUCAAUUUCCAGCAUUCCUGACAAUAAAGAAGAUGGCAAGAAAAAGAAAGAAAAACCACCACCGCCUGAAAAUCCACCUGUCCCUUUUUUCGACUUGUUCCGUUACGCUUCGCCUACCGAUUUUGUGCUGUUAGUCUUUGGCACUUUAGGGGCCAUCGGUACGGGUAUUUGUUUCCCCAUUAUGUUGAUUCUCUUUGGGGAUAUCACAAAUGCUUUCGUCGGCGGAGGUUUAGACCAGGAAACGAUUAAUGAAAUCAACUGCAACAUUUCCAACGAUCCCAACUACACUUAUCCGUACCCUCUAGGUCCGACGUGCAAUCUUUCUGAUCCAACCAAUUCAUACGCAAAUUCGCCGGAGGGACAAGCGAUUCAAGACGAAUUCACCAAGUUCGGGAUCUACGUGGCAGUUAUCGGAGCCGCACUUUUUGUGCUAGGCUUCAAUUUUAUUACGGCGCUUAAUUUUACGGCCGAGAAUCAGGUCUAUCGGAUUAGGAGUAGGUUCUUACAGGCUGUCCUUCGCCAGGAUGUUGGCUGGUUUGACACCAAAUCAUCGAAUGAUUUUGCUAGUCGCAUUACAGAAGAUUUAAACAAGAUCCAAGAUGGCAUAGGAGAGAAGAUUGGCAUGUUCACAUUUUCCACGAGUUUCAUCGCAUCAAUUAUUAACGCAUUCAUCCACGGAUGGCAAUUGACUUUGGUCAUGUUAGUUUCCACACCAGUCCUGGCUAUUUCUAUGGGUAUUUUAGCCAAAGUCCAGGCAUCUUUGACAGAAAAUGAACUAAAAGCUUAUGCCGAAGCGGGUGGUGUGGCAGAAGAGGUUUUCAGUUCCAUUCGGACAGUCAUGGCAUUUGGCGGACAAAGCAAAGAAAUUGAUCGUUUUCAAAAAAAUUUAGCAUUCGCAAAAAAGGCCGGCAUCAAACGUGGCAUGGCAACAGGGAUCGGUGCUGGCCUUGUUUGGGGAAUUAUCUACGCUAGUUAUGCUCUUGCCUUCUGGUACGGCAUUUCGCUUAUCCUGGCGGCUUGCGAUGGAAACUCUUAUUCUUCUUCCGAUCUGCUCAUCGUUUUCUUCAGCGUUCUCAUUGGUGCCAUGCAAAUUGGACAAGCAGCUCCUUACAUAGAAGCCUUUUCAGUCGCCAGGGGCGCCGCAGCCACCAUCUUUAGCAUUAUUGAUCGAAUUCCGCCUAUCGAUAGCUUUUCCGAUAAGGGAUUAGUUCCAGACGGGGUUGAUGGCAAAAUAGCUUUCCGAAACGUCCAUUUCAAUUAUCCAUCACGUCCCGAUGUCAAGAUUCUUCAAGGUAUCAGUUUCGAUGUCAUUCCCGGACAAACUGUCGCUUUGGUAGGCACUUCCGGAUGUGGUAAAUCCACUUGCGUUCAACUUCUUCAAAGAUUCUACGACCCAAUCGAAGGAUCAGUGAGUAUCGAUGGCAAUGAAUUGAGGGAUCUACACUUGGGUUGGCUGAGAGAGCAAAUGGGUGUGGUCGGCCAGGAGCCCGUUCUCUUUGGAACAUCAAUCGGCGAAAACAUUUGCUACGGCCGAGAUGGCGUUUCGCAAGAAGAGAUGGAACGCGCAGCCAAAGAGGCUAACGCCCAUGAUUUUAUCCAAAGACUACCUCGCAAAUACGACACACUCGUAGGAGAGCGAGGAGCGCAAUUAAGUGGUGGCCAGAAACAGCGUAUCGCUAUUGCCCGUGCUCUCGUCCGUCAACCCAAAAUCCUUCUGCUGGACGAAGCCACUUCCGCACUGGAUACGCAGAGUGAAUCAGUCGUGCAAAAAGCUUUAGAUAAGGCCAGGCAAGGACGUACCACCAUCAUCGUUGCUCACAGGCUCACAACCAUUCGCAAUGCCGAUCGCAUUAUCGUUAUCAAAGAUGGCGUUAUUCAGGAAGAUGGGACGCACGAUAAACUUAUGGCCAAACGUGGAAUCUAUUACCAACUAGUUGUAUCUCAGCAGGGUGGCGAACAAGACAGCAAAAGAAGCUCUUUCGAUGACAAUUCAGAAUCAGAAGAUGACGAAGUGAAUACCGCAAAAGCUAAAUCUUGGAUUCCGGACGAAAAGGAAGAAGCCAUGGACGCAAUCAGUUUGGCCGGAAGCCAUCCACUCGGAAGAAAUAACUCUAUUCGAAGUGCCCGACUAUCUGUUGCCAGUUCAGCAGUGUCCGCUCAAUCAGAAGACAUUGACGUUAGUUUGAUGGAAAUUAUGAGGAUGAACAGGAAAGAAUGGCCUUACAUCACUUUAGGCGUCAUCGGGUCAGCAAUUGUUGGCCUCAGCACACCAGUUUACGCAAUCCUCUUCAGCGAAGUUCUUGGAGUCUUAACACCCGGUGGAUCUGCCGAAGAACAAGCAUACAAAAGAGAACGAGGCAACUUUUACUCGCUCAUGUUCUUGAUUCUUGGCAUCGUUGCCGGAUUCGCAGCUUUUGCCCAGUCUUUCUCAUUCAGCGUUGCCGGAGAAUCCUUGACAUCCAGGCUGCGCGGAUUAACUUUCGAAGCCAUUUUGAAGCAGGAAGUUGGUUGGUUCGAUCGGAAAACGAACAGUGUCGGAGCACUUUGCGCCCGCUUGUCUGGUGAUGCUGCCAGCGUCCAGGGCGCCACUGGGUCUCGAAUUGGUGUACUGUUCCAGGCGCUUACCACCAUGGUCGCCUCGGUUAUUCUGGCUCUCUAUUUCCAAUGGAAACUUGGAUUGGUUGCCUUAUGUUUCGUUCCACUUCUUCUCAUUUCAACCUACUUCCAAGCCAAAAUCAUCAUGGGUCAAUCCGCUCUGGAACGCGAUGGACUACAAAAAUCCGCCAAAGUGGCAAUGGAAGCGAUUGCCAAUAUUCGCACUGUAGCAAGUCUUGGAAAGGAAAGACAAUUCCACACCAUCUACAUGGAUUCUUUACGAGAACCUCAUCGACAAGCUCUUAAAAAGUCCUGGGUCCGUGGGGCGAUUUUUGGAUUCGCUAGCGCCAUACCAAUGUUCGCUUAUUCCGUAACGAUGUAUUACGGAGGAUGGCUUAUCGUCAACGAAUGCCUCGAUUUUACCAGCGUCUUCAAGGUCAGCGAAUCUCUUCUGUUUGGAACACAAAUGAUUGGGCAGGCAGUUGCAUUCGCUCCCAAUUAUAACAAAGCCAAAGUAGCUGCCAACAGGAUAUUUGCUCUACUAAAACGCAUUCCACUUAUCGAUGCCUCUUCUCCCGGCGGUUCCAUCAUUCAAAACGUUGAAGGCAAUGUCGAUUUCGACCAGGUACGUUUCCGAUAUCCAACGCGUAAAGAUGCUGAAGUUCUUCAAGGAUUGACUAUGGCCGUGCGAGCUGGCCAGACGGUCGCCCUUGUGGGCCACAGUGGUUGCGGAAAGUCGACUUGCAUUCAAUUACUGGAACGCUUUUACGAUCCAGAUAGCGGUCAAGUACAAUUGGAUGGCAAAGAUAUUAAUCCAAUCAACAUAUCCUCGUUGCGUUCACAAAUGGGCAUCGUAUCCCAGGAGCCUAUCCUCUUCAACUUGACUAUUGGUCAAAACAUUGCCUAUGGUGACAAUAGCCGCGUCAUUCCAAUGGAUGAAAUCAUAGAAGCCGCAAGAAAAGCCAACAUUCAUACAUUUAUCCAAUCUUUGCCAAACGGCUACGAAACGAUGGUCGGUGAACGAGGAACACAGCUUUCUGGUGGACAGAAACAACGUGUGGCCAUUGCUAGAGCAUUGAUAAGAAAUCCAAAAAUCCUGCUGCUGGACGAAGCAACUUCGGCGUUGGAUUCCGAGAGUGAACAUGUCGUCCAGAUGGCUUUGGACGCCGCUAGAGAGGGCCGUACAUGCAUCACAAUCGCACAUCGGCUGAGCACAAUUCAAAAUGCAGAUAACAUCAUUGUGAUUAAUCAAGGGACGAUAAAAGAGCAAGGGACACAUGAAGAACUCAUUCAGCUAGGGGGUCUUUACUUUGAGCUUUGUUCUGUCCAGGGCAUUGUAUUGAAACCUGUUAGCUCGUCAGCGAAUAUGGAAGAAAUAGCCUUUUAGAAUUUCCGUGCUGCAACCGUGACAUUUCUCCGAUUUGCAAUGCUUGCUGUGUGAUUUACCAAUAUGACUUAUUACUAAUGUAUAAAGUAUAAAAAUUAA